GUCGCGCGGCGGCCAGCGAGGCGCCCUGGAGGAGCCCGAGGCCGAGGCCGCGGCGGGGCGCGGCGCGCCGGACGCCGAGGAAGACGAGGAGGAGGCGCUGCCGCACUCCGAGGCGGUGGACGUGUUCCAAGAGGGUCUCGCCAUGGUCGUGCAGGACCCGCUGCUCUGCGACCUGCCGAUCCAGGUGACCUUGGAAGAGGUCAAUUCCCAAAUAGCACUAGAAUAUGGCCAAGCGAUGACAGUGCGAGUGUGCAAGAUGGAUGGAGAAGUAAUGCCUGUGGUUGUAGUACAGAACGCCACGGUCCUGGACCUGAAGAAGGCCAUCCAGAGGUUCGUGCAGCUCAGGCAGGAGCGAGAAGGGGGCAUUCAGCACAUCAGCUGGUCCUAUGUGUGGAGGACGUACCAUCUGACCUCAGCGGGAGAGAAGCUCACAGAAGACAGAAAGAGGCUCCGAGACUAUGGUAUUCGGAAUCGGGAUGAGGUGUCCUUCAUUAAAAAGCUGAGGCAGAAAUGAAUCUCCAGGCGUGGACAGUUACACACCAGUGGCUGAGAUCUUCCCCAGCAGGAGGAAGCCUUGGGCCACUGUCUCCUUUUCACAGAAGAGUGUUGAGGUGGCCUCACCCCAGCUGCACCCAGCUGGAACAGUCAGUGUGAACCCUGGGCCCAAACAUCCUAUUAAUCACAUGGCUGGUUGCACAGAGCUAUGGGCCCGGCACCUGUGCACAGAAUGAAUCUAGGUUCUUAGUUUGAAAAGCCAGAAAGACAGUCCCGGGAGCAGGAGGGAUUAGCAGGGCCCCAAGCACUGUGGCCACACCAUGCAACCGUGUCACAGCGAUCUCUACGGCAAGGAGAAAAUAAAAGUAGAGGCCAGC
Manis javanica (Malayan pangolin) is the source of this 872-nucleotide messenger RNA. RefSeq names its product small nuclear ribonucleoprotein U11/U12 subunit 25 (gene SNRNP25). Gene Ontology annotation, cellular component: U12-type spliceosomal complex. The record is from RefSeq and is a predicted model, not a curated record. NCBI's taxonomy places the organism in Eukaryota, Metazoa, Chordata, Mammalia, Pholidota, Manidae. Gene Ontology annotation, biological process: mRNA splicing, via spliceosome.